AUGUUUGACAUCUUUGGUAUGGCUAUCUGGUGUUUCAGCCUGUAUAACUGGUUAGGUUACACCUGGUGUUUCAGCCUGUAUAACUGGUUAGGUUACACCUGGUGUUUUACCCUGUAUAACUGGUUAGGUUACACCUGGUGUUUUACCCUGUUUAACUGGUUAGGUUACACCUGUUGUUUCAGCCUGUAUAACUGGUUAGGUUACACCUGGUGUUUCAGCCUGUAUAACUGGUUAGGUUACACCUGGUGUUUUACCCUGUAUAACUGGUUAGGUUACACCUGGUGUUUCAGCCUGUAUAACUGGUUAGGUUACACCUGGUGUUUCAGCCUGUAUAACUGGUUAGGUUACACCUGGUGUUUCAGCCUGUAUAACUGGUUAGGUUACACCUGGAGUUUUACCCUGUGUAACUGGUUAGGUUACACCUGGGGUUUUACCCUGUAUAACUGGUUAGGUUACACCUGGUGUUUCAGCCUGUAUAACUGGUUAGGUUACACCUGGUGUUUUACCCUGUAUAACUGGUUAGGUUACACCUGGUGUUUCAGCCUGUGUAACUGGUUAGGUUACACCUGGUGUUUCAGCCUGUAUAACUGGUUAGGUUACACCUGGUGUUUCAGCCUGUAUAACUGGUUAGGUUACACCUGGUGUUUCAGCCUGUAUAACUGGUUAGGUUACACCUGGGGUUUCACCCUGUUUAACUGGUUAGGUUACACCUGUUGUUUCAGCCUGUAUAACUGGUUAGGUUACACCUGUUGUUUCAGCCUGUAUAACUGGUUAGGUUACACCUGGUGUUUCAGCCUGUAUAACUGGUUAGGUUACACCUGUUGUUUCAGCCUGUAUAACUGGUUAGGUUACACCUGGUGUUUCACCCUGUUUAACUGGUUAGGUUACACCUGUUGUUUCAGCCUGUAUAACUGGUUAGGUUACACCUGUUGUUUCAGCCUGUAUAACUGGUUAGGUUACACCUGGUGUUUCAGCCUGUAUAAUUUGUUAGGUUAGCCUACACCUGUAUGGUCAAGUAAUGGUUCAUGACACUACACAAUGGGUAGAGACAAUGGGGUUUAGUUUCUGAGUGUAAACUCAACCUAACUUGGCUGUGGUGUGAGUAUAGUGUAUUCAAUUGGUUUCCAAAUGUGUUUUAAUGUUUAAGCUACUCACCAGUAAUACUUGGGGUGUAUUGAGAGGCUGAACGAGGAAUAUAGAAGUGAUUUUUGCCCAGCUAAUAUACUGUAGAUGGGCCCAUCAUUGCAAUGACGCGACAAACAACGAGCCCACUAAGAGAGAUGCUAAGGGUAGAUUUUAUUGUGUACAUUUUCUUUAGCACCACUUGACCAUUGGUAGUAACUUGUGACCUAUAACCUUUGACCUAUAAUGUGUGGUAAAAUUACACUAGAGAUAAAAACAGACUUAAGCUUUUGUUGUUGUUGACAUUUGUUGGUCCGGUUUCAUUCAAUUAAUAUACCAAUGUUUGUUGCCAAGUUUGUCUGAAUAUGACAGUAUUUUAAUGGUAAUAAUUGCUAACAAAUGAUUUACGGUAAUCCUGAUAAUCAAUAAGUUGAAAGGGUAUUCAACAUUUGGAGAAACUGAUCAUUUAGUUUUUUGGUGGAAAACUUAAAUUGUAAGUUUGAUAAGUUGUGCUAUUAUUUUGUAGUAUUUUUAACCACAAUGUUUUCCCAUUUGCGGCCAGCAGACAACAGUUAGAUUUGUAAAACCUAAUAGCCGACUGUUGGUACCAUUUUAUGGCUGUUUCUUUUAAAAAAACUAAACUGAGUUGUAGUUUUAAGAUGAGGUUGGUUUUGGUUUAUCUGUUGGAAAAACUGUAUUUGUCUCAAAGUUCACCGCCUCAACUGUGGACUUCCUAUGGCUCAAACCUCACAGGCAACUCUGAAGAGAAGGAAACUACUUACGGUAGUAUUUGUGCAUUUUCACUGAGAAAGCAGCUUUUAAGUUGUCUUCUUUUGUGUUCUGUUUUAAGUGGAAUAAUAUGACCCUCUUGCUUUGUGCUAUGUACCUGAUUUCAUUGGGAAGACAAGAAAGGGAACAUCCUCUUCCCACACUGCGCUUACUGCCAAGCUGUUUAACACACUCAGAGAAAAAGUGCAUUUACGCACUUAUUUGUCCUCCGAAUAUCAAUAAAUGUUCAUUUGAGGGAAA
This is a messenger RNA of Coregonus clupeaformis (lake whitefish), 2151 nucleotides long. RefSeq lists its product as uncharacterized. Bases 1 to 996 code for a protein of 331 amino acids. Lineage: Eukaryota; Metazoa; Chordata; Actinopteri; Salmoniformes; Salmonidae. The record is from RefSeq and is a predicted model, not a curated record. The transcript is spliced from 4 exons.